ACAACAACGUCCCAUUUUUCUAAGACAGUCCAUGGUGCCCUCGCGGUGUCCAAAACGAACUAACCCCGCAGCUUCCCCUGACCAAUGAGAGUUGCGGGUUUCACCGGGACGCGUCGUACGUCACAUAUGUGUGUUGUGUGUUGUGUCGGUGCGGACGGGCGCCUCGUCUGCUCCUCACAUGUCGCUGGCCUGUCGUCCUUCUGCGAUAACACCGGCUCAUGAGAAGCGAAACGUGGCCGUCUUCGCGGGGGGAUACGCCAUCCGGAACCGAUCGGCACUGUCCGCGUGAAAUAGGGAAUGAACGACGAGACAGCGCCGGACAGCUGGAAGAAAAACUCCGGGUGCUCCAGUAUUGAGCAAAUGCUGGCUGUGAAUCCCGGCAAGACGCCCAUCAGUCUGCUGCAGGAGUAUGGAACGCGGAUAGGCAAGACCCCAGUGUAUGACCUGCUGAAGGCCGAGGGACAGGCCCACCAGCCCAACUUCACUUUCCGCGUCUCCGUUGGAGAAAUCAGCUGCACCGGCCAAGGGCCCAGCAAGAAGGCAGCCAAGCACAAAGCAGCCGAGGCUGCUCUGAAGAUGCUCAAAGGAGGUCUGGGAGGUCCCGCCGGAGUAGGUGUUGGAGUAGAAGGCUUUAUUGGUGUUGACGUGUCUACCGAUGGAGACAGCCCCCAGUCAGAGAUGAAGACCUCAAGCAGUUCUCAGCAGUCCGAAUGUAACCCUGUGGGGGCUCUGCAGGAACUGGUGGUGCAGAAAGGAUGGCGUUUGCCAGAGUACACGGUCACUCAGGAGUCUGGUCCAGCACAUCGCAAAGAGUUCACCAUGACCUGCAGAGUGGAGAGAUUUGUGGAAAUCGUAUCCAGUUCAUCUGUAGGAAGUGGAACGUCCAAGAAACUAGCCAAAAGAAACGCAGCAGCGAAGAUGCUAUCGCGUAUACACGACGUCCCUGUCGACCUGAGGACCAGCAACGACGCUGACACAGAAGAGGACACGUUCAACAUGCACUUGGGGAGCAGAGUUGAGGCGGGCAAAAGUAAAGGCUUCAGCUGCACGUGGGACUCGCUGCGUAACUCUGCCGGAGAGAAGAUCCUCCAGCUGCGCAGCCACCCUCUGGGCAUGCCCUCUGACUCCAACUUCUGCUCCCUGCUGAACGACCUGUCUGCUGAGCAGCGCUUUGACGUCAGUUACCUCGAUCUAGAGGAGCGCAGUCUUAGCGGCCUGUGCCAGUGUCUCGUGGAGCUCUCCACGCAACCAAUCACAGUGUGCCACGGCUUUGCCCCGGGCAUAGACACCGCUCGAGCCAACGCAGCCCACAAUGCACUGCAGUACCUCAAAAUCAUGGCUGGAGGAAAGUGAUGUCAUCGUCGCCCUCCUCCUCCUCCUCACAGACUCGGAACUCGCAAACUACAAAUUGCCGGCAUGAAUUUCUACUUUGGACGAAGGAGGAACUUUUUCUGAUGAGUUCAAAUACCGUGAAUUACCUCAAAUUUGAAAAUGAAGACUUUUUCUGUCCCCAAGUUACCCCCGGGAGCCCUGAUUCGGUCUCUUUGAUUUCUAAUUGUCGCCAGCGAACAUUUAGUUGCCCAAAAAUGCAUCCAUGUUCCUCUCCUGGACAUUUUGCAUAUUUCAAUUCAGUCCAUUUCAUUUUUUGCUUGUCACCCAUACACAGUGUCGUUUUCCCGAAAUCCAAAGUUUAAAAAAAGUCUGCUUUUGCAGUGAGUGCCCAAAUAACUGGAGAUGAAUUCUGGUGCAACAAAAAAGGAAUUGGGCUAUGGAAUCACCAAUCUCAUGGAUGGACUUAAAAAAAUACAGCCAUGCCACUGAAACAUGGAGGAAGAGACUCUGCUGAAUAAAUAUCAGAGGGUAAUUAUUUUAAAGACUGCCCCUUUUACUCAUGAGCUUUUUUUUUUUUCUUGUAUUUUAAUUCGUGAAAUUCCUGAAACUCAAACUGUCGCUGUGAUGUUCUUAAUGUUUGCCCUUAUGUACUAACCCUCUCAUUUAAAAACUGUGGUUGAAAAUUAACUAUUUGAUCUCUAUCUGACACAAGUUGUGAACCCAUUAGGGUUAAUUUAAAACGAACCCAUUCUUAUCAUGUUACUCUUUGGUAUUUCCUGAAGUUGAAUUGUGGGGGAGGAUCAGUAAACUCAGGUGAUGGGAAAAUAUAUAGGAUAUUGGACAAGGCAUAGGUUGAUGGCUUUCAGAGCAUUUUAGGAACUCUCAACGUGAUCAUCACAAGCUUUUUUAUGUAUGCAAAUAGUGAGGAUGGUUUAACCUACUUAGUGGUAAAGUUCAACACUGAACAACACAAAGUAUAAUUAUCAAAGAAUCACAUUUCCCAUUUUCUCUGUUACCCUCAUUCUAUUUUGCAAUCUUUGCAUUAGAACCUUUGUAACUCCAUCAUGGUAAACCAAAGGUCUUUAAAAGUAAAUCGAGUCCUCUGAUGAAGAAUUGUUCUUGUAAUCAAUGGAACAUUAGAGGGGGACUAAGCGAUUCUAAAGCGAAGCGUGUCUGUAAAAACAGUCACGCUCACGGUCCGCUAGCUGUCGGUUCAAAAAAACCUUUGUAAAUCAAAAACCAAAAAAUGUUGCGGAAAGCUUUUGGCCUAGACUAAGUGCGUCUUUCCCCAAUACUGGUCGUGGCAGUAAAAUCACAACGACAACAACAAGGAUAGGGACAAGCUUUCUCUAAAAUCGCCUACUGCCCCUUUACAAAAAAAACCUGACUUUUGAUUUUCAGUAUCAUAGACCAGACCAUUUACAGCAAUCCCAUUUUCUUCUGUGCAGUGUUAAAGACGGCAGCUAAAGAAUGUUUUCAUGUUUAGUAUUAGGUCAUAAUUUAAACCCGUGAUUAUUUUCCUUUCCUUUUUUUUUUUUUGUUUUUACUGUCAGUGUGACUGAUUCCCAUCAUGACAUUUACCUGUGUCUGGGUGUAAGCUCUCAUUGCCACCUCUGCUACUGUAGUUGCUAAUCUGUCGAUAUGUACUGCCUCGCACUCUGCUGAAUUACGUAUUGAAAGGAGUAAACAGUUUGCACUACUUGAAGACGGACUGUCCUUCGCACAGAUGCAGACUGACCUUGUUCACGUACAGUGGGCCUGAAGGCACACUGACCUCAUGUUGUCUGAGGCGGCAGAUCUGCAUAUUGUAUUUUCUGACAACAGAAAUAAUAAGGAAAUCAACUGCUGGUUUUAGAGAAUUUUAAGCGCUGACACCGCUGGUAUUAAUGUCGACAUUAUUAAAAUUUGUGAUAGACAUUUUGUCAUAGUAAAUAAAGGUGCCCAGUUUAACAAACAAAAAAUGAACUCAAGUUUUAGCUCCAUCAUGUGAAAUUGACUUUGUUUCCAAUAAAACAUUUUCUGUAAA
Messenger RNA from Scophthalmus maximus (turbot), 3358 nucleotides. RefSeq names its product TAR (HIV) RNA binding protein 2 (gene tarbp2). Lineage: Eukaryota; Metazoa; Chordata; Actinopteri; Pleuronectiformes; Scophthalmidae. Gene Ontology annotation, molecular function: siRNA binding; pre-miRNA binding; double-stranded RNA binding. The record is from RefSeq and is a predicted model, not a curated record. The transcript is spliced from 7 exons. Gene Ontology annotation, biological process: regulation of siRNA processing; regulation of viral transcription; regulation of miRNA processing. Gene Ontology annotation, cellular component: RISC-loading complex. The coding region runs from base 298 to 1353 and encodes 351 amino acids.